Molecule: messenger RNA, 3360 nt
Organism: Schizosaccharomyces cryophilus OY26
Lineage: Eukaryota; Fungi; Ascomycota; Schizosaccharomycetes; Schizosaccharomycetales; Schizosaccharomycetaceae
Product: rho-type GTPase activating protein Rga1
Exons: 2
Coding region: 1-3360 (1119 amino acids)
Biological process (GO): signal transduction; actin cytoskeleton organization
Cellular component (GO): cytoplasm
Source: RefSeq, a predicted model, not a curated record
AUGUCCCAAAGGGAUGCCGAUAAAUUUGAGAUACUAAUUUCCAAGAGUGGAACGGUAUCAACAAAACCAAGAAGAGUUCCUACAAAACAAAGUCAUGAUCGUAGUGCGGUGUUUUCAAGAAGCUCUUCUAGAGUUCGAAAUAGUAUAAUACCUGAGCAAAAUCCAUUUACUCCUGGUUUGUCUAGACGACACACCUCUGCCGAAUCUCGAAAGCCGUUAGCGAAACCAGCAAGUUUACAGACAAAAAUUCCAUCAGGAUCAAGUGAACAAUUGAAUCUUAAGCGUUCGGAAACGCUGAGUCCUCCGCGUUUCGCAAGGAAGCCUUCAGCAAGAACAUGUGGAGCGUGCAACCAAACGAUUGCUAGUCAGUAUGUUCGCGCUCUUGGAAAUGUCUAUCAUUUGGAGUGUUUUAAGUGUUAUGACUGCGGUACUUUGGUUGCUAGUAAGUUUUUCCCAAUCAAUGCCCCAAGUCCUUCUGGUCAAGUCCCUUUGUGCGAAACGGAUUACUUUCGCCGGUUAGACCUUUUAUGUGCAAAUUGUGACAUGGCUCUUCGCGGUUAUUAUAUUACAGCACUCAACAAAAAGUAUCAUAUUGAACAUUUCACUUGUACUUUGUGUAACACUAUAUUUGGACCUAAUGACUCAUACUAUGAGCACGAAGGUGAAGUAUACUGUCAUUAUCAUUAUUCUACUCUGUUUGCGGCACACUGUUAUGGUUGCGAUGGGCCUAUUUUAAAACAGUUUGUUGAAAUCUAUAGAAAUGGCGCUUUUCAAAAUUGGCAUGUUCCCUGCCACAUGAUUUAUAAAUUUUGGAACGUCAAACUUUCUCCAAAGUCCUAUGAAACAAAAAUUCCUGAUAUCCAUUUAUCUCAUUCACAGCUACGGAAGCGUGAAAAGAAUUUAGAACAAAAAAUAUUCCACAUUUGGCAUGCUCUCUCCUGCUUCGAAGAGUAUACAGCUUCAUGCAUUAGUGACAUGUUGCUUAAUGUAUCAAAUGGAGCUUUCAAGCAAAGUGUUUUAUGCGCUCAAAAAUUCAUUCGUUACAUAGAAAUCCUUUUCAAAGGGAUUGAUUCAUUAGAAACUGCCCUUGCUAGUUUUCGUGCUAAAAGUAUGCCCUAUAUUCGAGAAGCCAAGCUACUUUGUAAAAAAUUAGUCUCUAUAUUCGCUCUAUUAGCUAAAUGUCAUAAUUCUGAUAUCCGGGAUGUUUCCGUGGUGCAGGACUUCCUUUCUCUCUUUACUGGUCUUGCUCACUAUUUGAAAUUACUAAUAAGGAUAUCUUUGACUGGUGGAUUACGUCUAGAACAAGAACAUUCUUGUAAGCAUGCACUACCACAAUUUUUGCUUAUUAUGGAAGAGUCAAAGUUCGUUGACCAAGGAAAUUACGACGAAUCCACCCUUGAUAUUUUUCUUCACCUUGCUCAUGCGAAUUCUGAUCUUUGUUUCGUUUGUCAUACUGCUCUUGAGGAAGAUUGCAUACUUGUUGGAGAGAAACAUUACCAUAUCGGCUGUUUAUCAUGUGCAAAAUGCGGAUAUACAAAUCGUGAAAAUUAUGAUUGGGCACGAUGGAAUUAUGCAUUAAAUCAGAUUGAAUGCUAUCUUUGCUAUACCGACUCCAGCGCUCCAAAUACUUCUGACAAGCAGCCUAUAUUUCAAUAUGUCAGUCGCCUGUCCCAGUAUACUUACUUGCUUCAAAUUGCUCUGAUUCGCUUAUACGCAAUACUCAAAGUUCAUGCUACUCAAGUAGCCAAUACUCCUCCUAUCAUAAAUGAUAGACCACCGUCUUCAUAUCGUCUAGCCACCGAGAAAAAACUCACAAAUACGGAAGCAGAUAGUUUUAAAAAAUAUGCUAAUACUUUAAAUGAUCUGCGUCGGCUUAAGUCUUCUCGUAGUCUGAAAGGCACAUCUGAGGAAUCUAAAGUCAUAUAUAAUCCAGAUGAAUCUGACUUUCAGGCUAGCAAUGAAGAUCCCCUUGUUUAUCAUAAUCACAUAUCAAAGCCGGUUGAUGAAUCUGAUAAAGCUACGAAUGGAGGAGUUCGCGAUGGAAUUCACACUAAUUUAGAGAGACGGAUGGAUGCGUUUGAUGAGAAUCGGGCAUUCACUCUGGAUGAUAUCCCUAAGGUCAUUGCGGAGCAAAGAAAUCGCGAGCAUCGACCAAAUGCGUUUAGGCAUAUGCCAAGUUACACUGAUUCUUCCGUAAGAAAAGGCAAUCGCUACAAUACUGGUAGCAGUGGUCAGCAAACUAUCAAAACGCCGUCUACAGAAACCGCCGCUCGGUAUUUGUCGGAACUCAACAACCUGGAACAACUAUUUGAAUUAAUGGAAAUGAGUGAUUUACGAAAGGGCGGUUUUUGGGAAAAGUUUGGUAAAGCAUUUAAAGGAAAAGAUAAUGAUAAAAAGAGCAUAAAAAAGAAAGGAACAUUCGGUGUUCCGUUAGAAGUGUUGGUUGAAAGAAGGAAUGCUUAUUCUGGAGAUCUUGUUAAUAAACAAAUUCCAACAUUCAUUGAUAAUACGAUUGCGGCUAUGAAGAAGAAAGAUAUGUCUGUUGUAGGUGUUUUUAGAAAGAAUGGUAAUAUUCGGCGAUUAAAAGAGCUUUCAGAUUUGUUGGAUACAUCACCGGAAAGUAUCAAGUACGAGGAGGAAUCACCUAUUCAACUUGCAGCAUUAUUAAAGAAAUUUUUAAGAGAACUUCCUGAUCCGUUGCUUACUUUCAAGUUAUUUGGGUUAUUCAUCACGUCUUCGAAGCUGGAAUCCGAAGAAGAGCGUCUCCGAGUUUUGCACCUGACGAUAUGUUUGUUACCAAAAAGUCAUCGUGAUACAAUGGAAAAUAUCUUUGGAUUCUUGUUUUGGGUCGCAUCUUUUUCCCAUAUUGAUGACGAAGUGGGAAGUAAGAUGGACAUACACAAUCUUGCUACAGUCAUUACUCCGAAUAUACUCUAUUCCAAAAGCAAUGAUCCAGUGGAUGAAAGUUUUCUUGCUAUUGAAGCUGUUCAUUCACUGAUUGAGAAUUUUGAAAAAUUCUGUGAGGUUCCUACAGAGAUUAGUAUGUUGUUGGAUGAUCCAGCCCUAUUCUAUAACAAUGCUGCAUGGACUUCCAAAGAGUUAGCCAAACGCUGUGAAGAUAUACUUACACAAAUGAGCGUGAGCGACCAAAUAUCUUCAAAGCAAGUCUCAUCUACGAAGCGCAGGAAGCAACCUAUACGUAAAGUUACUACUACUUUAACAUCUGAGUUUCCUCCAGGAUCUGAAGUAGCUGAAUCGACUGCUUCGUCUUCUGCCACUGAUAGGAAUGAUUUACUUGAGCGUAGUGUUGUUCAGAAUCCAGGUUUGAAACCUCAGCAGGCCAUAAUUAAAGAAACCUGA